Molecule: messenger RNA, 807 nt
Organism: Cylindrotheca closterium
Lineage: Eukaryota; Bacillariophyta; Bacillariophyceae; Bacillariales; Bacillariaceae
Source: the annotation of a GenBank genome assembly
AUGAUGUUUGCACGAGGUUCCAAGAUUGCUUCUUCUUUGGUCAGUCGGACGCCCACCACAAGCAGACUGAGGUCCCUAUCGACGGUGGAAAAAACAAAAGAAAAUACGCUCUAUCAGUAUGCAAUUUGUCCCUUUUGCAACAUUGUCAAGGCAACCUUGGAUUAUUCUCAGACUCCCUACAAUGCCAUUGAAGUGAAUCCCUUGAACAAGAAGGAAUUGAAAUGGUCGGAAGAAUACAAAAAAGUCCCCAUUGCUUCGUUAGAAGGCGACGUGAUCUAUGGAUCCGCCGAGAUUGUGGAAGGCUUGUUGACCAAACACAACGACAAAGAGCUGUGGCCACCGUCGAAACAAACGGAGAAAUGGACCAAAUAUGCGAUGGACGACUUGGCACCCCUUCUAUACCCCAACCUGUGCAAUACGUUGCCAAACUCGUACAAUGCUUUUGGGUAUGUGCAUGGCGUCGACACCUUUUCCACAGCCGAAAAGUAUUCGAUUCAAUACAUUGGAUCCCUUGCCAUGUAUUUUGCAGCUUCUAAGAUUAAGAAAAAGCGUGGAAUUGAUGACGUCGAAGAAGCACUGAGAGGAGCACUUGUGGAACUGGAAGAGCAUCUGAAACGAGGCUCGCCGUUUCUGAAUUCGGCUUCCAAAACCGAACCUGAUCUCGGAGAUUUGUUUGUCUUUGGAGUGCUGAGAGGAUUGGAAGGGCUUCCAGUACACGACAAAGUCAUGGUAGAAUUUGAUAGUAUAUCCAAUUGGUACCAAUCAAUGGAUUCCAUUGUGAAAGAACAAAAGAUGGGAACAGCAUAG